CUUGCCAACUGUGAUUUUUUUAAAAAUUAUUCCAGUACCUUGCAUCCCCCUUCUUAACUAGCAAACUGCUAACUAAAAUUGCUGGAGGGAUUUUGAACCACAGCAAGCAAGGUGAGACUUCAUUUUUACUGCUGCUCCUUUUCCAACUGCCCGGUUGCAACUAAGGCACAGGGGCUGGGAGAAACCUGCGGGGUGAGGGGCGCUUCAGCGAGCCACGCUGCUUUCGAACCACCUCUGAACACACGUUGAGCGCCCACUCGUAGACAAAUGAGAUGAAUUUUGUCCUUUGCCGGCCGCCGUUCGACGUCAUUCCUUUGCCCUCUUUAUUGGGUGAAACCAUACGGCCAAGGAGCGGGGGGGACCAUCCCGGAAUGUGGUUGUGUCCAGGCGAACGUUUUCCCAGCGAGGGUUGCUCAGUUGAUUCCGCCGCAGGUUAUAUUCUCACUCGACCAACCCUUGUCCUCAUGCUGGAAAGGGGGGAACAGCCCUGCAUGAGCAACAGCAAGAACGGAGUGGGCAACAACACACUGAGUAGUAGUGUUGCAGAUUCUCAAGCCUUGAAAGAGAACGCCAAGUCACCUUCCCCCUCGGCUCUGUCUUCUCCACCCGCCACGGAGUCUCCCAAGCCACCUCGUCCCCGCCGCCGGCGGCCUCCUGCUGUCCUACCUUCAGAUCGUCCCUAUCAAUGUAAAGACUGCGGGAAGCGCUUCGUGUACCGCUCCAAGCUGGCCACCCACCAAUGGACUCAUUGCGCCGAGCGCCCGUACAAAUGUCCUGACUGCCCCAAGAGUUUUAGCUACCCAUCCAAGCUGGCCGCCCACCGCCGCACACACACCGGGGAACGCCCCUUCCCCUGUUCCCUGUGCCCCAAGCGGUUUGGACAUCGCUCCAAGCUGGCCGCCCACCAGUGGAUCCACACGCCGGAGCGCCCGUACAAAUGUGCUGAUUGUCCCAAGAGCUUCUGCUACCCUUCCAAGUUGGCAGCCCACCGCCGCACGCACACGGGGCAGCGGCCGUACCCGUGCAGCCGCUGCGGGAAGAGCUUUUGCUAUCCCUCCAAACUGGCCGCUCAUCAACAGAUCCACGCGGCCACCGCAGCGGGGCGCUCUUAUCCGUGCAUGCGCUGCAGCAAGAGUUUCCGACAGCUCCGCAACCUCACCCUGCACCAACGGGUGCACGAGGACGGGGAAGCAGGCGAUGACUUAGCCCAGACCAAGAGCCACAGCAGUGGAGACAGGCCCUAAGGCAGGACUCUGGACACUAAUAGGGCCCAGGGAGAAACUUGGGUAAUUUGAAAACUUGGUAGCUGUGGGACUGUUGUAAAUAAUGGAAUGUUAUGGAGGAGGUGGGGGUUGCACAGUGACCCUCAGCCACCCGUAACGUCUCAGUUCUCAGCUUUGAUGGCAAUGCCAAAUGAAAGGCUCCCCUUCAGAGGCCAAGUUGUGUAUACCGUGCUGAAAACUGUUCUAGUAACCCUGUUUCUGCAGUAACAGAUGGCAUAUUCUACCACCUCUUUUAAGUUACGCGGACUUGUACAUCUUUGUGAUUUGUUUGGCUUAAUUUAACCUUCUGGUUCUCCCAGUCUCACGAAACAACAUGAUCCUACCACUCCAUUGUCCACGUCAGUUCUGUGCCAACGGAACAAAACCACCAUUGAGAUUCAGACACCAACCACAUUUAGGGAAGUGAAUGCCUGCACCCAAACCUCGUUGUAGGAAGAGCAGAAUUCGUAUGUGCUUUGCACAAAGGAAAAACCUCUGUCUGGCUAUAUAUAGUUCUGUUUUAUGCUCAACUGGUGCAUGCUUGUGUCAGAACGUAGAACUCAGCAUACCUGUAAUCCAAGGGUUUAUAAACUUGUGGUAUCUGCAUUGUACAUUAUACAUGGCAUACAUUGCAGCUGCCUUGCACAGCCAACCUGUGGCCAUCGAAAUUGGAGGUUUAAUAUGCAUGAGCUGAGCACAUCAUAUCCCAUCAGGCACGAGCUGUAUCUAGUUUAAGAAAAAGUUUCUGGUUGUUACAAAGGAAAAGCUGAGUCUGAUGUGACAAUUGGUGAAAUCUGCCAGUGGGAUCGCUUAAAUACAAAUUCCAGGAAAGAGUAGGCGGCAUUUAUGUUUAAAGAGUUGUAGAAGCAGAAAAAUAAUUUUGCGAAUUGGUGUAAUCAUGGGCAAUCCAAAUGAAAAGCAGAGCUUGCUUUCCAACUGUUCCAGGGUAACUGUAUGCAUGUGGGAAGUUGUGGCUUCAGAUGUGUGGUUCACGUUGCAUCAAAAGAUGCCACAGGCUACUUCACGAUUACUGUGGGGAGUGUGCUAAGGGUAGGCGCAAGCAUCCGUAGCACGCUCAGAAAGCAGAUUUCACACAUGAAUUUCUCAGGCUAAAAGGGGCUGUCUAAAUUUUAUUUUCACCAUGGUGCGCACACAACUUUAUAGCCUGCUUCCUUGUUACUCCUGCGUGUUUGUUUCACUGUACUGCAUACCUGAAGACACAGAAAUUCUCUGUUUUGCCCUCAUUAUAGAAUAGUUAUGUCCCCUCUUGGAUUUCUCUCUCCACCUGUUUCUCUCCCAUGCUCUUUUAGACCCAAAUCCACCUUCCGCUACUAUCCACCCUUUUUCUCAACAGCUUUUAAAACCCAAUAAUGCAUCUUUCUACUUCCCCCCAAACUAGCAGAGACUGAUUCCCCGUAAUUCUGAGAAGGCAUUUGUUCAGAGUUUUGUGAAAGGCAGGUGGAAGUGUGUGUGAUUGGUUCAUAGUCUGUUUGUAGCUGAUACUAAAAAAGUGAAGCUCCAUUAGAUCCUGGAGUUUUUGUCUUAUUUUUCUUGAAAAAAUAAAAUGUAAAAGCAAACAGUUUUGAAAUUAAGGUAUGCUUGGUACAUGUGAGAAACGUUGGGGUUUUAAGAUAAGUUGCAGAGGGCAGGUCCAGCAUGCUAGAAAGAAUGUGUAUACUGCCAAAGCCACAUUUCUGCAUAUCAGAUGGCAAAGAUAGACACAGAUAGAUGGCCACCAUCUCUUUUAGGAUGCUUAUAAACAGUGAACCAUUUUGCUAGAAAUACUAGGCCGAAUUUAUCGGACAACAAUCUGAUCCAGUAAGCAGUUCUCAACUCUCCUUGCUGAUGCUUAAUACUUAAUGUGUUUUGUUACAAAAAUCCAGAACACCCAGCUUAGAUCUCUUAGCAGUUUCAACUCAUUUUUUUUAAAAGCAAUAUAUCUUCAAAAAAUUGACCCUAACCCUAGGAAGUAUCCAGUGUAUAUUCUGCUUAUUUCUGAAUGCUUUAUCUUUUGGAUAGGCUUUGAAAAUUGCUUACUUUAAGCAUCCAUCUGGGACUCCAUGAACAUGACAAAGCCAGGGCAGAGAGAAAGUACAGCAGACAUGUUGGGAGAGUUUACUGGGCAAUAUUUUACUUUACAACCCUUUCUGCCCUGGUUUUGUUUCGUUGUCUGACUUGGAAGAAUUGGAAGCCGUUUUAGAACUGCCCCUUGCCAUCUGAAACACUAGAAUCUUCUUGUAAAGAUUUAAAGGCA
Molecule: messenger RNA, 3516 nt
Organism: Python bivittatus (Burmese python)
Lineage: Eukaryota; Metazoa; Chordata; Lepidosauria; Squamata; Pythonidae
Gene: ZNF575
Product: zinc finger protein 575
Biological process (GO): regulation of transcription by RNA polymerase II
Molecular function (GO): DNA-binding transcription factor activity, RNA polymerase II-specific; RNA polymerase II cis-regulatory region sequence-specific DNA binding
Source: RefSeq, a predicted model, not a curated record